This is a messenger RNA of Alligator mississippiensis (American alligator), 945 nucleotides long. RefSeq names its product olfactory receptor 6C74-like. NCBI's taxonomy places the organism in Eukaryota, Metazoa, Chordata, Crocodylia, Alligatoridae. The record is from RefSeq and is a predicted model, not a curated record. Gene Ontology annotation, biological process: G protein-coupled receptor signaling pathway. The transcript has a single exon. Gene Ontology annotation, molecular function: G protein-coupled receptor activity; olfactory receptor activity. Gene Ontology annotation, cellular component: membrane. The coding region runs from base 1 to 945 and encodes 314 amino acids.
AUGACCAACAGCACCACUGUGGUGGAGUUUAUUCUCCUGGGGCUCACUGAUGACCACCAGCUAAAGAUUCUCCUCUUUUUGGUUCUCUUACUGAUUCUGCUCUUGAUCCUCACGGGAAACCUUGUGAUUGUUGUGAUCACCUUGGUGGAUCAUCAUCUCCAGACCCCCAUGUACUUCUUCCUCAGGAACUUUGCCUUCCUGGAAGGCUGCUUCACCCUUAUCAUCAUUCCCAACUUCCUCUACAGCCUUACGACAGGGAUCAAAGCCAUUUCUUUUGCCAGCUGUUUCCUUCAGUCGUUCUUCUUUUUCCGCUUUGGCACUUCUGUGUAUUUCCACUUGGCUGUGAUGUCCUUUGACCGCUAUAUGGCCAUUUGCAACCCACUGCAUUAUGGCACCAUCAUGGACAGCAGGGUCUGCCUCCAGCUGGUGCUAGGCUGCUGGCUGGUGAGUUUCCUAUUCUUCUUUCCCAUCACUAUUCUGUUUUCUCAGUUGCCCUUUUGUGGCCCAAAUGUCAUAGACCACUUCUACUGUGAUGCUGCUCCAUUGCUCCAGCUCUCUUGCAUGGACACAGGUUUCAUAGAAAUAAUUAGCUUGAUUAUAGCUGUUAUUACACUGCUUGGGACUUUGACAGUAAAUGUUGUUUCCUAUGGCUGCAUCAUCUCCACCAUCUUGCAGAUCCCAUCUUCCACAGGCAAGAAGAAAGCCUUCUCCACUUGCUCUGCUCACCUCCUGGUGGUUGUGAUCCUGUACGGCAGCUCCAUCUUUAGGUACAUCCGGCCAGCUCAGCGGGGAGGACAAGCUUCUGACAAGGUUAUUUCUUUUUUCUAUGCUGUGGUGACCCAGCUGUUUAACCUGUAUAUCUAUGCCCUGAGGAAUACACAAGUCAAACAGGCCUUGAAGGAUGCUGGUGGCAGGGCAUUUUCGAAGCAUCUGAGAUGUUCCUGA